GUGAUCGCUGUGACGAUACCGCAAUAAUUGGAGCAGGGGUUACCGGAAGUUAUGCUGCGUGGCGACUACGUGAGAGAUAUCUGACAAUAUCAAUGUACGAGUACUCGAAUCGCAUUGGCGGACGCUGUUUCACAGUACAACUUCCGGGAAUACCGGAUGUGAAUGUUGAAAUGGGAGCAAUGAGGUUUUUACCAGACGAGCAUCCUUUAGUGGUCAAGACCGUCCACCACUUAGGACUAGAAGUUGUAGAUUUUGAACUUGGGGUGGGACCUAGUAACGACUCUUUGUACUAUCUAAGAGGGAAGCACAUGAAAUACAGUGAGCUGCCGACACAAGCACCUUAUUACCUUCCACCUGAAAACCGUAUUGAUCGUAAAACGCUUCAUAGAUAUUCGUAUGAGAAUUUCACUGUUUCUUCUCAAAAUGGGAACGUCAUUCAAUCGCUUGAUGGUGUGAGCUGUACAUGCAAAGGUAAGUCUAAGAUUAUGCAUUUUCGAGUUCGAGAUCUAUUUAUGGCAAAAUACCUGGACACAGAAACUACACAUUAUCUCAGGGAUAGUGCCAGUUUCCAUGACGGGUUUGGACCAGAUGUUGCAGCACUUAAUAGUGGUCCGGUUGAUCCGGUUUUGCCUUCCGGCAAAAAAGCUGUGAAAACAGGAUUCCAGUCUAUUCCCGAGGGACUGGUUGGACAAUUUCUCCAAGCCUGUAAUAAGCACAGUUUCUACUAUAAUCGUCAUCUUAAAGCCAUAAAAAGGAAUGUUAACGGAAAUUAUAUACUGACGUUUCAGCCAACGGUGACAACUGCUGGAGUAACUACGGAUGACAAGAGACGUCCGGUCGUUAAAACUUGUGCUAAGAAAGUACUACUUGCAAUUCCUAGAUUAGCUUUAGAACAUCUGGAUUGGGAGGGACUUCGACAAGAGACAGUUCAAGAUUACCUGAAAUAUUCGCUGAAGGAAAUCCAUGCCGCUAAAAUAUAUUUUGGGUACGACAAUGCUUGGUGGCGAAACAUUACUAUGGCAACGAAAUAUGCUGUGUCGAUGACACCUUUGAGACAAACAUACGAUUUUGGCGUAUCGAAAACAAAUUCAAAAGGUGUUUUGAAUACGGGAUACUCAGAUGGAGAUACCAGAAUGUGGCGGGAAGCACUAAGUUCCGGUAAACGUGUACCAGGAAUCGGUGACAACUCUAUUGCUAUGACCAAUCUUAGCGUGUAUCUGGCACGGAAAUAUUACGCGGAAAUAUUCAACAUAGCCGAUGUUCCGCAACCAAAUUCUGCUGUAAUGACCGUCUGGGACCAGUAUCCAAUCGGUGCUUCGUGGUACUCAUGGGCACCAGGGUACAAGUGGGAUGAAGUGGAAUCACGCAUGAUCAAACCGUCAGCGAUAGAUGACGUAUACAUUACGUCAAAUGUUUUCUCAAGUAGCGGGCGUUCUGGAUGGAUACAGGGCGGAAUGGAAAUGGUCGAGAAAGUUCUAAAGUAUUUAAAAUAAAGGCUUUGAAUAUGUAUGUCACUUAAAAUAUGCG
Molecule: messenger RNA, 1527 nt
Organism: Mercenaria mercenaria
Lineage: Eukaryota; Metazoa; Mollusca; Bivalvia; Venerida; Veneridae
Product: L-amino-acid oxidase-like
Exons: 9
Molecular function (GO): oxidoreductase activity
Source: RefSeq, a predicted model, not a curated record